GUGUGAUUCACCGCUCACUAAUUUUUAUCACGGCCCAGCCUCAGACCCAUGUGGUUAGGUUUCCCCAGAUAAAAGACUGGUACCUCACCCUGCAGAUGACAAACUACAUCUCAUCAUUGAAAAGUCCAUACUUGAGAAGUUAAAUAAUUUGUAUCAUAUAUUUGGUUGAAUUCGUUUAACUAGUCUGAUUUUACCCAUCAAGAUGGUACGACCUUCGACGAACCUUUUGAGGAUUACACAAUGCGUCUUAAUAUUUGUCAUCUCAGGUAAGAUAAUGCAUCCAGUUAAGUAAAUACAACAUUAUUGUUGCUUUAUGGAAAAAGGAAGGAGAAAUGUUUCUGUGGCUUGAAUUUUGAAAAAUGUCACACUUGAUUUGCCCUAACAAAAAAAUGUUUCAGCCCCUACAAAAAAUGUGACUGGUGAUUGUCUUGGCGUUGAGUCAGGUGUAUUUGCCUGAUUUUAAGUGGGAAAAGAUGCCCUAUAUUCUGUGACUUGAUAAUACUAUUAUUUUGAAAUAUAUUCAAUUCAAUCUACUUUGGUUUGACUCAUUUGAGCUAAAAGGAAAAUGGUCCUUGUAUACUGUAAUCCUAGUCCCAACCAUAAAUGCCUUGCAUAAUAAUGGCAGUGAUGGAAUCACUCAAGAGUGUUCUCUACAGACAGAACUCCAUGAGUUGAGCAUCCCACAACAACUAAUUAGCAAAGUCAAUCUAAGUGCGAACACUUUUGAGAGGGAUGUUGUACUUCAAUUGAUGUCUGAUGCGAAUAGAGUAAUUUAAAGCUAAAGAGUAAUGAGGAAAGAGUAAUCCGGUACACAUUGAAUUCUAUGUCGGGCAUAAACGAGCAUUUGGGUGAGGAACGUUUCCUCUCACGACCUCUAUAAGCCAGAAUGUUAAAUAAAAUGAGAUUUCAAUUUACUUUACAGGUUGUACGUGUGGUUGGUCCUUUUGCAGGUAGGAAUGUGAGACAAUAUAUCCACAGGAAAGUAUAAUUACAUCAACCUUUCAAAGCGCUGGUAGUGCGUUCAGAUUCGUAUCAGUUGAAGCAAGAUGAAAAUACAUGCACGAGACGUUUGCAUACUUGCCAAGCACGUGUUUACAUGGUUCUGCGCAUGCUUCAGGUGAUAGAAAUCUGAACGCACUACCAGCGCUUUGAAAAGUUGAUGUAAUUAUGCUUUCCUGUGGAUAUAUUGUCUCACAUUCCUACCUACAAAAGAACCAACCGCACGGACAACUGGUAAAGUAAGUAAAAAUACAAUUUUAUUAAACAGUCGUCAGGCUAUCUCAAACUAUACAGCCAACAGCUAGCUCUAAGUGUGCUACAGAUGUAGGAUCUUAAUCUCUUUUGCUGCUGAGAAUAUUCCUGCACUUUACUGACUUUAUUGUCCCCAUAAGGAAAUGUUGUUGCAGUAUCCUGUACAUGUUUAAAGUGACGUUUAAAUACAGUAGACAACAAAUUGACAAUACAAAAUUCAUAAAUUACAUACACAGCAGGAAAUGCAAACUUGUAGUGUAUUCAAGAUUUAAAAAGGCUUCUAACGUUUGUAAUUUCCACUUUAAAAUGACAGACUUGAUUUGCCCUAAUGAAAAAUGUAUCAACCCUUACAAAAAGUGUCCAUUAAUUAUAAUCAACAUAAUAAUUCGCAUUUCCUGUUGCUGCAGGCUAAUUUUCCUGCUGUAGCAAAAUGGCUCAAAUUAAGACCCUACAUCUAUCUGUAAGCACUCUAGGCUACCUCAAAUAUCCUCUGAUUCCCAAGAUUAAAGUUUGUCCAUGUUACACUCACAGCCUUAAUUUAUCCACUUGAGUAAGGUGUAUAUUUUGCUUCCCACAGGUGCCCUGUCUGCCAGCUUCUUUCGAGUGCCCCGCUCAGUCACCCCAGCGGGUAUGAGCACCACCCCCACAGCAAAAAUGGCCUACCAGAUCUGCAUGGAGAUCACCAAUCGGGUCUUCAAUGACUCCCUAUUGAAUCCAAAUUCCGAGGACUACAAGAAAAUGUAUGACGAGGUCAACCAAUUGGUAAGAUUGAGAACCAUAGUCAUAUGACUUUUCAUAGAUCUGAAAAGUCAUAGUCAAUCGAUCAAUAAUAUAAUAAUACUUUUAGCAAAAAUGUUUAUUUUCAAUUCACAAUCUGUAGAAACAAUGAGAAUAGAAAGGUUCAGAACCUUUGUAAGACAUCACAGUACAGUUGAAAUAUAUAUAUGGCAAAUAUAAAUCCUAUAUGGAUGGUGUUAGGAGAUAGAUGGGAGGUGUUGAAUGGAAUUGAAGGAUGGGACUAAUAACAACAAAUAAUAACAAGAUAACUAAUAAUGUAAGCAUACUGUGUCCAUAAUAAGUAUAUAGGUUGUAGGUUGGGAGCUUUUGUGAAAGAGCACAGUUAGAAAGAUAUGGCAUAUAGAAGCAAACCGGAUGGACAUCAUGAAAAUGAUCGGAGAGGUUGAGAGUAGAAGAAGUUCAGGAGAAAAAACAAACAAAAUAUAAUUAUUGUAAAAUUGACUGUGUCCAUAAAAUGUAGAUAGUAAGUAUAAACUGGAAGUAGAGGCCUAAGCAUUGUUGUUCACUAGUUUACUCCAAGUAGGGAAAGGGUGGCGGGGUUGGAAAGUAAUAAAGGGGAAUAUAUAUAUAUUUUUUAAGGAUAUGUAUAUGUGUGUAUAUACAGUGAAGGAAAAAAGUAUUUGAUCCCCUGCUGAUUUUCUACGUUUGCCCACUGACAAAUAAAUGAUCAGUCUAUAAUUUUAAUUGUAGGUUUAUUUGAACAGUGAGAGACAGAAUAACAACAAAAAAAUCCAGAAAAACGCAUGUAAAAAAUGUUAUAAAUUGAUUUGCAUUUUAAUGAGGGAAAUAUGUAUUUGACCCCCUCUCAAUCAGAAAGAUUUCUGGCUCCCAGGUGUCUUUUAUACAGGUAACGAGCUGAGAUUAGGAGCACACUCUUAAAGGGAGUGCUCCUAAUCUCAGCUUGUUACCUGUAUAAAAGACACCUGUCCACAGAAGCAAUCAAUCAAUCAGAUUCCAAACUCUCCAAGGAUGUCAGGGACAAGAUUGUAGACCUACACAAGGCUGGAAUGGGCUACAAGACCAUCGCCAAGCAGUUUGGUGAGAAGGUGACAACAGUUAGUGCGAUUAUUCGCAAAUGGAAGAAACACAAAAGACCUGUCAAUCUCCCUCGGCCUGGGGCUCCAUGCAAGAUCUCACCUGGUGGAGUUGCAAUGAUCAUGAGAACGGUGAGGAAUCAGCCCAGAACUACACGGGAGGAUCUUGUCAAUGAUCUCAAGGCAGCUGGGACCAUAGUCACCAAGAAAACAAUUGGUAACACACUACGCCGUGAAGGACUGAAAUCCUGCAGCACCCACAAGGUCCCCCUGCUCAAAAAAGCACAUAUACAGGCCCGUCUGAAGUUUGCCAAUGAACAUCUGAAUGAUUCAGAGGAGAACUGGGUCAGAUGAGACCAAAAUCGAGCUCUUUGGCAUCAACUCAACUCGCCGUGUUUGGAGGAGGAAUGCUGCCGAUGACCCCAAGAACACCAUCCCCACCGUCAAACAUGGAGGUGGAAACAUUAUGCUUUGGGGGUGUUUUUCUGCUAAGGGGACAGGACAACUUCACCGCAUCAAAGGGACGAUGGACGGGGCCAUGUACCGUCAAAUCUUGGGUGAGAACCUCCUUCCCUCAGCCAGGGCAUUGAAAAUGGGUCGUGGAUGGGUAUUCCAGCAUGACAAUGACCCAAAACACAAGGCCAAGGCAACAAAGGAGUGGCUCAAGAAGAGGCACAUUAAGGUCCUGGAGUGGCCUAGCCAGUCUCCAGACCUUAAUCCCAUAGAAAAUAUGUGGAGGGAGCUGAAGGUUCGAGUUGCCAAACGUCAGCCUCGAAACCUUAAUGACUUGGAGAAGAUCUGCAAAGAGGAGUGGAACAAAAUCUGGUGCAAACCUGGUGGCCAACUAUAAGAAACGUCUGACCUCUGUGAUUGCCAACAAGGGUUUUGCCACCAAGUACUAAGUCAUGUUUUGCAGAGGGGUCAAAUACUUAUUUCCCUCAUUAAAAUGCUAAUCAAUUAAUAAAAUUGUUGACAUGCGUUUUUCUGGAUUUUUUUGUUGUUAUUCUGUCUCUCACUGUUCAAAUAAACCUACCAUUAAAAUUAUAGACUGAUCAUGUCUUUGUCAGUGGGCAAACGUACAAAAUCAGCAGGGGAUCAAAUACCUUUUUCCCUCACUGUGUAUAUAUAUAUAUAUAUUUAAAAAAAGAUUGAGAACCAUUCCUUGAAUAAACAAUACCACUAUGUAAACUAUACCACAGCAUGGGCCUAUAGGCUGUUCUGGCUCGGACAAGGCUUACUUGUCCAAGGCUUGCUUACUUACUUACAGCAGGAAUGAUCUCUGAAAGUGAUGGUCUCAUGACAAUGAUAGAAAUGGUGGACUAAUGUAGUAUUUUGCAGCUUGCUGAAGUCUACGGGUGUCCUACGUGCUCAACAGGAUCCGUUUAUGGGGGCAUUGCAACAAUGACUUUCAGGUACAGUAAACUUGACUAAGUCACCUGGACUUGACUUAGACAGAAAUGUCAAAUUAUGACUUGGAAUGACUUGACUCGUCUAAACUACAUAAGCUCGUAAAAACUAUAGCUUCAAUGACGCAAGAUCCUUAAUGUUAAGUUUUGGUGGGUUAGGGUCGAGUUUAAAACAGACAUCAAUCUUUGAAACAAAAUAAAAACAUUGAAAAUGGCUGUGCCUCACACAGGGCCCGAACAUGUGAUCUUCUGGUUUACAAUCCGUGUUUAAUGCCCGCAAUCCACCUGGUUAAGGUUGGUUGUUGGAUUUGUUAUUAUACUGUAUUAUCUUUAACUUUCUUAAUUUUCGGAAUCUUAUCUUUCACAGACAUGGAUCAGUGAUAGCAAACGCUACCAUCAUUUUCUACACAGAGGCUAUCAAUCAAUGGGUGGUCAAGUUUCUGUUCCUGGAAAAUAUCAAAGACAAACCUUCUGCCCUCCAGAUAAAUACACAUUAUACUGAAUGUAAGACAUACAAAUAUACCAAUUGUAUUUUUCCAUAAUGUAAUAUUGAUUGAUUCAUUACUCUGAUAAAUUGUUUUACCUGAGUGAGUUCCCCUUUUCUCUGUUCAGUUGAAGCAACACCAGUACCAGCCGUGGUUCCAAACAUAACCAUCCCCACCACACCUACUACAACCAUAACAUCUACGACUUCCAUGACUACAACCACUACUACUAACCAGCCAACAACCACUCCAUUGUCUACAACUACAACUACUUUUGACAAAACCAUAGAAGGUCAAAUUAGCGUUGUAACCCUCUCUACCACUACAGGCAGUGGAAUGAAAAACGCUAGUGUACGCAGUACAUCCAGUCCUACAUCUACGUCUUCUUCAGUGAUAACCGAUGGUUCAGGAGGAAACAACAGGACCAAUACAACUCUUCUACCAACAACAAGUCAUGGUGCAAGUACUUCACCUGGGAGGGUGGACCCAGCAAAAACCAGUAAGAGACCAACUACCUCCCCAUCUAGUGGUUUUACCAAACGUCCCCUGAAGCCUUCCACCAGGCCUCAGUCAAGCACCACAACUAAAUCUAGCACAACUGCCAACAUGGCUUCCGGGGGUAAUGAUGGUGGGUUCAGUGACUGGGUACCAGGAUGGGCCAUUGCUCUGUUGGUGUUAGCCGCUGUCAUCCUGCUACUCCUCAUUAUCAUCUUCAUCAUGAUGGUGAGUAACCUGCAUGGUAUUCUGGGUCCAUUUGACACUUUAACGCCAAUAGUUUUCCUCACUGUCUGAUAGCUUUUUUAUGUUACUCUCUCAACAGGUGGUGCGUUGGUGCUGUAAAAGGUCAAAAGAUCUGUACACUCAUGAAAGAAAGAGCUUCCCCAACAUCGGCUCUUUCCCAGCAUAUGUCUCCCAUGGCCCCCAAGCCCCCAUACAGGAGCAACCCAAUGGAAAGACCUUUGAGACCAUUGUAAGAAUACCUCUAAACAUGAAGUCUGAUCAUCUGAUAAUGCACUUAUAGUCGUCUACCUCAACAUAGCCUUUAUCUGCCAUUGGCUCUGGAAAUUUUGAAUAUUACAGCUGCUAGUAUUACUAAUACUACAUUUAGUGCAAUACAAUACAACUUUAUCACAUUGACCUGGCCCCCUAUGUACAUUUUAUGAUACUUAUUAUAAUCAAUAACAAAGGAAUAGGAACAAUAAUACUUUUGAUAAUCUACAAUCCAGCUUCCUCUUUAAUCUCAGAGGCCUUCCUUUUGGCCUUUGGUCUUCCUUUGGGGUUAUCUCUGAGUAAAGUUUGUUAUCAAAGCACUCUAGUGUCUGGAUGUAACAACUCAAGUGCAUCUUGUUGUCAAAAGCUGUGGUUAUCUGUAUUAGCCACAAAUGGAAGGAACCAUAUAGUGGGGAAAACAAAUGAGGCAUACCUCUACAAAACCACGUCAAGGCAACAUCUGCAAACUGAAAAGUCAGAGUGAAAGACUUUAAUCCAAAUAUUUGAAAAGUGUUAAAAAGUGAAUUGGACUAACAAUGCUGAAUGGAUUUCAUGAAAUUCGCCUACACCAUUUUUGCAUGGGUUUUUUAAAUAGGAAGUUCUGAAAUGAAUGCAUCUGUCUGAUACUGAGUUAUAUCUCUCAACAGGAUGACCCACGAAAGAAGAAUAAAACAGGCAUGUACAUAGUGAACCCCUGAGCAGGAAGAUGUGGAGGUGACAUACCAACAGGUAUCU
This is a messenger RNA of Coregonus sp. 'balchen', 6699 nucleotides long. Lineage: Eukaryota; Metazoa; Chordata; Actinopteri; Salmoniformes; Salmonidae. The record is from the annotation of a GenBank genome assembly.